AUGUUCCUGGAUGCUCAUCUCGCCGUCGCUCUGACGCGUGGUCGGGCUCCGGGCUGCGACCAUGAUGAUCAGGUCCUUCACGACCAGCUCCUUGCUGUCCAGCACAACCUGGGCCAGCGUCCCCAGCCCCAACCUGGACAGCAACAGCAUCACUUGCAGCCAAAUCCGGCCGGGUCGCGGGAUCAAGCCAACAUUGACCCGGCCAUCUCGGGGGCCGCCAUGAUGGCCGCCCCGCAGACUCCCACUCAGCCGCACCAAGGAUCUCCAGAUGACACGCCCAAGGGGUUUGGCAAGCGCGAGCUGUCAACAUCCAAGCGUGCCGCCCAGAAUCGCGCCGCCCAGCGCGCUUUUCGCCAACGGAAGGAGACCUACAUCCGCAAACUUGAGGAUGAGGUCAAGAACAUCGAUGCCAAGAACGAGCAGCUUAAACACCUGUCUAACGAGAACUACGCUUUACGGGACUAUGUCAUUACCCUGCAGUCUCGCCUGAUGGACCUGCAGGCCGAUCCGCGCCCCGAACUCAACCUCGCCGGCAGCCUCGGCGGGCCCUCGGGAUCAAUGGUAGCUCCCACUGGUCCCCACCAAGGACAACACCCCGGCAAUCCUAACGACGACAUGAACUCGCUGAACCGCAUCGCCUCGGCUGGUCUCAUGCGCAAGCCACACGAGGAAACCAACUUCAUGAGCAACAAUUUCCAGCCCCAACCCCAGCCCAACAAACGCAUGCGUGGAGAUGAGAACCAGGACGACGUUACCGUGCCAAAGCAGGAAGGUCAUGGCAUCCCGCUCGGACAAUGA
Molecule: messenger RNA, 798 nt
Organism: Penicillium cosmopolitanum
Lineage: Eukaryota; Fungi; Ascomycota; Eurotiomycetes; Eurotiales; Aspergillaceae
Exons: 5
Coding region: 1-798 (265 amino acids)
Cellular component (GO): RNA polymerase II transcription regulator complex
Molecular function (GO): transcription cis-regulatory region binding; DNA-binding transcription activator activity, RNA polymerase II-specific
Source: RefSeq, a predicted model, not a curated record